AUGAAAUUAGGAUAUAAUGAAAUAAUGAUAACAUCAAUGUAUUUUAACGACAUUAAAGAUUUUAUUAAUUUAGAAAUAGGAAUUAAAAGAUUUCAAGGAAAUAUUGAACGAUUUCAUUUUAAUCCACUUCCAUUAAAUAAAUAUUCAAGAAAAUUGUUUCCUAAUAUUGAAACAUUUCAUAUUUAUAAUAAAUAUGAUGAAAUAUUUAAUGAUGGAAAAAUAUUUAAAUAUGUAAUAUGGUAUAAAGUAAGUUAUUCAACAUAUUUACAAGAGAAAGAACAAGGAAAUAUCUGUAAAAAUAUAGAAUAUACAAAAGAAGAUAGAAAAUCAUAUGGAAAUACAAUACCAUCAGAAGUUAAAUCACUUGGAUAUGAAUGUUUUUAUAAUUGUCGUUUAUUAACAACAAUUAAUAUACCAUCAUCAAUUAGUAAAAUAGGAUGGCAUUGUUUUUAUAUAUGUUCAUCAUUAAAAUCAAUUAAUAUUCCAUC
Molecule: messenger RNA, 488 nt
Organism: Entamoeba dispar SAW760
Lineage: Eukaryota; Evosea; Mastigamoebida; Endamoebidae
Exons: 1
Source: RefSeq, a predicted model, not a curated record